UCAUAGACAACAGCUGCCACAGAUGUUUCUCAGAAAUUGGUGUGGUUCACUUCCCAUCUAAACAAGCCCCUUCUGUCCCCCCUUUUUCUCUGGGAAAAAUGAAAGCAGAAGAAAAAGGAAGUGCAGUAAGCCAUUAUUUAGAUCUGGGAAUAAUGAAUGUUUAUCAGGAUUUUGUAACACAAAUUAUGUAAUGAAGCAGAGAAAAGGCUUUUGAACAAGUAUGUUAAUGAGAUGGCAGCUAAGGGAGAGGUUACAGAGCUGCCAAUUCUGAUACAAAUUUUUAAUGUGAUUUUCUUUUGGAUCAUUUUCUUUUGCGGUCAUUAGCCUGCACAGCAUUUGAAUGGGCUUUAGGGCACAAACUAUAUGGGAAACACCAAUUCUAGCUCAAGAAAGACUGAUCAGCAACAUUAACUGACUGAGAAAAUCCCACUGACUCAAAAUUCAGAAUGAGGGCUUUUAUGUAGAACAUUGUUGGGCACGGGGAUUGUGCCGAAAGGACUGUUCAUUCAGAGUCUUGAGAGCUUUUCCUGGAAAAAUAUCAGAUGCUCCACUGGGAACUUAGUUGAAAGCUACUCCUGAAGCAGGACAGUGGGCUGGCAGUAACUGGGAAGGACCGACUGGAGGGAAAAUGGAGAGCAAUGAAGGAGUGAAUGCUGGAACCAUUUUUUCAUUGGAGACAGGCCACAGGAAUUCAAGUUUUGGCCAAUUCCCCACUUUCUGCUAGACUUUGCACUGGUGUGAAGUGUGUUUCCUCUGUGUUGAGCAUGGCCCCGACGUGCCUGCAGCCCCUGCUGAGGUACCGCUCCUUCGCCAUCCUCUUCCUCACGCCGCUGCUGCUGCUGCCGCUGCCGCUCGUCGUGCCCACGAAGGAGGCCAGAUGUGCAUAUAUCAUCAUUAUCAUGGCUGUGUACUGGUGCACUGAAGUGAUCCCCCUGUCUGUCACCUCCCUCAUGCCAGUGGUAUUUUUCCCUCUGCUUGGAGUUCAGACCUCUAAAAAAGUGUGCUUGCAGUACCUAAAUAGCACAGUCAUGCUCUUCUUUGGAGGGCUGAUUGUCGCAAUUUCUGUUGAGCAGUGGAAUCUUCACAAAAGGAUUGCACUGAGGGUCCUUCUGAUUCUUGGGGUGAAACCUGCACUCCUGAUGCUGGGAUUUAUGUUAGUCACUGCCUUCUUGUCAAUGUGGAUAAGCAACACAGCCACCACUGCCAUGAUGGUUCCCAUUGUCCAAGCUGUCCUGGAUGAAUUGGACAUCACAGAGCAUGAGUUGACCACGGUGGAACCAGCAACUGGGCAAACAAAUACAGCGAUUGAGCUGGAGGAAAAGAGCAAAUCAGGGUCCACUGCAGUGAGUGGUGUAAGCAAUGAACAAGUCACUGAUGACCCCAAAUCUUCUGAGGAAACUAAAAGGCGGAAGAGUAUAUGCAAGGGAAUGACACUUUGUGUAUGCUAUGCUGCCAGCAUUGGAGGAACUGCAACACUUACCGGAACAGGACCAAAUGUGGUACUGAAAGGCCAGAUGAAUCAGUUAUACCCUGACAGUAAUGAUAUUGUGGACUUUGCUUCCUGGUUUGGAUUUUCAUUCCCAAACAUGGUCCUGAUGUUGACACUAGCUUGGCUUUGGUUACAGUGCUCCUUCAUGGGACUCAACAUAAAACAAAACUGGGGCUGUGGGACACAGAAAACUGACAAAGAAAAAGCUGCAUACAGUGUGCUGAAGGCAGAAAUGAAGAAGCUAGGCCCUAUGUCUUAUGCUGAAAUAAAUGUCCUCCUUUUGUUUAUAUUGCUGGUGCUCUUGUGGUUUUCCAGAAACCCAGGCUUUAUAAAAGGCUGGGCUAGCAUACUCUUCAAAGGAGGAGAAAAGUAUAUCACUGAUUCUGUUCCUGCUAUGUUUGUUGCCCUGUUACUGUUUGUCCUUCCUGCUCAUAAGCCCAAAUGCAUAGGCUGGAAUACAAGCACGUCUGACUCUGAACAGACUGAAGAAGAUAAGAAAAAGCAAUUUUUUUCACCCCCGCUGCUAGAAUGGAAUGUGGUUCAAAGGAAGAUGCCCUGGAACAUUGUGCUGCUGCUGGGAGGAGGUUUUGCUUUGGCUGAUGCAAGCGCAAACUCUGGGCUCUCAGCUUGGAUAGGUCGUCAGAUGACACCACUGGGAUCGAUCCCACCAUGGGCCAUUGCAUCAGUGAUCUCCUUUAUUACAGCUGUCUGCACUGAAUGCACCAGUAACACGGCCACAGCUACCCUCUUCCUGCCUGUCUUUUCAUCCCUGGCUGAAUCUAUCAGGAUCCACCCUUUGUAUGUUAUGCUGCCUGGUACUCUCAGUGCUUCAUUUGCCUUCAUGCUACCUGUUGCAACACCACCAAAUGCAAUAGUGUUUUCUUACGGCCACAUCCGUGUUUUGGAUAUGGUUAAAUCUGGACUAGUGUUGAACAUCAUUGGAGUCUGCUGUGUCUCCCUGGCCAUCAACACGUGGGGAAGGCCUAUGUUUCAGCUGGACACAUUCCCAGCCUGGGCAAACAGCACAAGAAAUCAGUGAGCUGUGAAGAAUUCGUGUGUUGAACUAGGAAAGUACCCUCAGUACUCCCUGUUGCCCACAGUCCUGUAUAAAGUCUCAUCACCACUUCAGAUCCAGUGUUGGGUGUUUGCUGCCUUCCAGCAGUCACACAGCAGUUCAAGUUUGAACCAACCCAAUCUUACUCCAGUUGUGCUGGAGCCAAAAGUGCUUGCAAUUAUACAACCUCUCUGUCAGGAUCAUAAGUAUGUUCAAGUGAUCCAUUGUACCUCCAAUCAAGGUCAAGGAUUAGGAUUUAUCAAACUUUCAAUGAAGAGAGAGGAGGCUGUUGUAUCAAAUGGUUUGAACUAUUAUAUCACUGGUAUGUACUUGUAUAUCAUUAGCAUUGAAUAUUGCACUCA
Melospiza georgiana is the source of this 2905-nucleotide messenger RNA. Its product is annotated as Na(+)/citrate cotransporter-like. Bases 651 to 2528 code for a protein of 625 amino acids. Gene Ontology annotation, cellular component: membrane. Gene Ontology annotation, biological process: monoatomic anion transmembrane transport; citrate transport. The transcript has 14 exons. NCBI's taxonomy places the organism in Eukaryota, Metazoa, Chordata, Aves, Passeriformes, Passerellidae. Gene Ontology annotation, molecular function: sodium:dicarboxylate symporter activity; citrate transmembrane transporter activity; succinate transmembrane transporter activity. The record is from RefSeq and is a predicted model, not a curated record.